CGGAAGUGUUAUUACGGAAAUGCUGUUUAAGUUAGAGUUGUAUUAUGAGUGCUUUUAGAUCGCACACUGACAAUACGUUUUUAUAUUAAUUAUAUGUGGAUGAAAAACAAACAAAAAACAUUUGAAUAAGUACACUUUCCAUUUGACACGAUUUAAUGGAACAAUGGAAUAAAACAACACCUGCGAAUACCAGUGAAUCUUGCAUUUGAUGCAGUGAACAACAAAGGCUGAUAGGAUGGAUGAUAUCUACACUUUGCAACAAGAAGUGGGACGGGGCAGCUAUGGAGUGGUCUUCAAGGGACGCGUGACAGAGACUGGCUGGUGGGGCGAGAGGGGUGACACAGUGGCCAUUAAACGUCUACCAUGCUGUAGCCCGGAGAGUAUCGAGCUGUACCUGCAGGAGCUCUGGGCUAUGAGAAUCACUGCACGCAACCAUCCCAAUGUCAUCGCUCUAUACAACUGCCUCUUACAGACUGGACCUAGAACACUGCAGCCCCUAAGAUCAGGGAAGCUGCCAUUGGAUUUGGUGGAGAGUGUUCUCAAAGGGAAAGUGGUGGACAAAGACUCGAAAACCCAAAUAAGGAAUCCUUCCAGGUCAAAGAGGAGGCUGAUGUCCACAGAGGAGGUUCCCAGGCGCUGCCUUGCCUUUUGGUUGGUGAUGGAGUACUGCGAGGGAGGGGAUUUAAACCAGUACAUUCUGUCCAGGCCGCCGGAUGCUGAGUGCAACCAUGCGGUGGUUCAGCAGCUUAGCAGUGCCAUUACGUUCCUGCACAGGCAUGGAAUAGUGCACCGUGAUAUAAAGCCAGAUAAUGUUCUUGUCUGUCUUACUAAAGCAGGACCGGUCAUGAAGGUGGCAGACUUUGGCCUCAGUAAGAUGGUGGACAAUCCUACAGAUGGUGUCCAGAAUAGACUGGCUCUUUCCUCUACCUGCGGCUCAGACUUCUACAUGGCUCCAGAAGUUUGGGCAGGCCGUAGUUACACAGCCCAGGCUGACAUCUUCUCUGUGGGUGUGCUUUUCUGGGCUGUGCUGGAGAGAAUCAUUUUCCUAGAAGAUGGCACCAAUCAAGAACAACUGGGUGCAUAUGUAAUGCGAGGCCGCUGGCUCACCCCAUUAGGUGAAGCGCUGUGUCAGAAUCCCGACCUGCAGUUGACCAUCCCUAUGAGGGCAAGACGUGCUCCGCCGCUGCCGCCGCCUCCAAACCACGCUAUGUGCGAGCUACUGCUGGACAUGCUUGAUUCUGACCCUGACGCCCGGCCCACUGCAGACCAGCUGGAGAAGAGGGUCCGGCAUGCCAUAGAGCUGCACUGAUCUCAGAGCAGCAUGCUAACAACCAGUCUACUGAAUAACUUGAAGAUGAAGCCAAUAAAAGUUAUCGAACAGAUGUGGUACUGUUCGUCCAGUUGGAAAUUGAGACUUAAAAAAAUAGAUUUAUGUGUUACUUGCCUUGCAUUUUCAUUUAGGGCUGUGUAUCUGUUACUAUAUGAUGCUUUAUGAAUUGUACUAUAAUUUCAAUGCAAUUAGAAUAUAGGGCUGCACGAUAUAUUGAAAUAUCGCAACUGCUUGCGAUAAACAAUGAUUUUAAUACUACAAAAAGUGUAUAUAAUUAUAUACUUGUCAAAGAGUUGGUGGUAUUUUAAUUGUUUGUUUACAUUGCUAAAAAUAUUUUUUUUUAUGUAAUGCUGCUGUAAACACUGCUGUUCACAUGAUUCAGAAGUUGUAGUGAUGCUUUAUUUUGUUAAAUAGAACUUAAAAGGUUAGUUCACCCAAAAAUGAAAAUGUCAUUUAUUACUCACCCUCGUGUCGUUCUACAGCCGUAAGAUUCAUCUUCCGAACACAAAUUAAGAUAUUGUUGAUGAAAUCCGAUGGCUCAGUGAGGCCUCUAUUGAGAGCAAAGCCAUUCAAACUCUCAAGGUCCAUAAAGGUACUAAAAACAUAUUUGAAACAGUUCAUGUGAGUUCAGUGGUUCUAUCUUAAUAUUAUAAAGCGACAAGACUACUUUUUCUGUGCCAAAAAAAAACGAAAUAAUGACUUUUCAACAAUAUCUGUAUAGGCUGAUUUCAAAACACUGCUUCAUGAAGCUUCUGAGCUUUAUGAAUCUUUUGUUUCGAAUUAGUGAUUCGGAUCUCCUAUCAAACGGUUAAACUGCUGAAAUCACGUGACUUUGGCGCUCCGAUUUACUGAUUCAAUUUGUAAAGCUCUGAAGCAUUGUUUUGAAAUCGGCCCAUAUAGACAAAAAGUCUUUAUUUUGUUUUUUUGGCGCACAAAAAGUAUUCUUGUCGCUUUAUAAUAUUAAGAUAGAACCACUGAACUCACAUGAACUGUUUCAAAUAUGUUUUUAGUACAUUAAUGGACCUUGAGCAUUUGAAUGGCUUUGCUCUCAAUAGAGGCCUCACUGAGCCAUCGGAUUUCAUCAACAAUAUCUUAAUUUGUGUUCGAAAGAUGAAUGAAGGUCUUACGGCUGUAGAACGACAUGAGGGUGAGUAAUAAAUGACAUUAUUUUAAUUUUUGGGUAAAUUAACCCUUUAAAACAUUCACGUUACUAAUAUAAUUUACAGUUUUUAAAUAUAAUUUAAUUUCACAGAAUUAAAGCAUUAUCAUGUCGUGUUUUUCUUCAACAUCUUGCAGCCCUAUUAAUAUAACUCAGAUAUUGCUCUAUUUUGUGGUGUUUUCAAUGAUUAAAAUGUUAUUUUAUGUAUUUAUUUAGAAGACUACUAAAGAACAAUACAAACAAGUGAAACAAUACAA
Molecule: messenger RNA, 2746 nt
Organism: Ctenopharyngodon idella (grass carp)
Lineage: Eukaryota; Metazoa; Chordata; Actinopteri; Cypriniformes; Xenocyprididae
Product: Serine/threonine-protein kinase pdik1l-B-like
Exons: 4
Coding region: 236-1309 (357 amino acids)
Biological process (GO): positive regulation of autophagy; autophagy; autophagosome organization
Cellular component (GO): cytoplasm; autophagosome
Molecular function (GO): protein serine/threonine kinase activity; ATP binding
Source: RefSeq, a predicted model, not a curated record